CUAUGAGGUCCUCAAGGGUCGACCAAUCAGAAUAAUGUGGUCUCAGCGCGACCCAGGGCUACGGAAGUCUGGAGCUGGAAACAUUUUUAUCAAGAACAUGGACGAGUCCAUUGACAACAAUGCCCUGUUGUGUGUGAUGAGAAUGGCUCCAAAGGCUACGGCUUUGUUCACUUUGACACUCAAGAGGCAGCCAAUCGAGCCAUUGAUACCAUGAAUGGAAUGCUGUUGAAUGACCGGAAGUGUGAGUGAACAAAUUCCUACCAAGAGCUAUUUAUUCUAUCCAUAUGGUAUUUGUAUUUGUAUUUAAUUUUUUACAUUUCUUUCAACCAGUCUAUAAACCACCUGGAAUUGAAUGAGAUGUAAGUGGGGAAAGUGCAAAGAAAAUCUGUAAUGGUUUGGGAGGAGGAGGGAAUAUUGAUUUGUUCAACGUUUAUUCAGACCGUGAUAAACGUUUUAGCAGAUAAUAUUUUCAUGUUCUUUGCUCAGGCUAGAGACAUGUAGUGACUCUGGCAAUGCACACCCAAAGGCCCAUUUCCUGGGGGAAAAAUGUCAGUUGUCCACGAUUAGGUGAGGGGAAAUAGUAGACAGUUGUUCCUGUCCUUUUUUUUUAUUUGAAUAAGGUUUGGUCUGAUGGCCAAGUUGAGACUUGCAGGACUUUCUAAAUCAAGCAUUGAAAACAUGCUUAUGCUGAAUGAUAAUCAACUGCCUGUCAAGAAUGUGUAAAAUCAAAGGUUGAUAUCAGAAUCAAUGUAAGUCUCCACACUUAAAACUACUCCACAUCCCAGCAUAUGAGUUUGUUCUUUUGUAUAUAUACAUCAUCCUCUGUUUUCUAUUAAAGGAUUUCUUUUUCUAUAUUUCUAUCUCUCAACUGUCCCUGGUGAUGGGUGUGGUGUUCAGUUUUGUUGGCCACUUUAAGUCCCGAAAGGAGCGACAGGCUGAGUUUGGGGCCAAAGCCAUGAAGUUCACAAACGUGUACAUCAAGAACUUUGGCGAAGACUAUAGCGAUGACAAACUCAAGGAUGUCUUCUCAGCAUUUGGCAGGUCCCUCAGUGUGCGGUUGAUGAUGGACGAAAGGGUCUCGUGGAUUUGGCUUUGUAAACUGUGGAAACCACGAGGAUGCACAAAGGGUUUGUAUAUGGGUUUUAUGGGACUACUCUGAAGUUGCUCCCUUAUGUGUCAUCUCCUCAUCAACCAUUAUAAUGUGAAAAUUGGGAACAUGACAUUUAAAAUUGGGCUUUUUUAGUUGACCUUGACUGCUUUUAGGCAGUUGAGCAGAUGAAUGGGAAAAAACUCAUUCCUGGUCGAGUUCUGUAUGUGGGACAUGCUCAGAAGAGGAUCGAGCGACAGGGGAAGCUGAAACGCAAGUUUGAGCUGAUGAAACAAGAACGCAUCCACCGCUAUCAGGGGGUCAAUUUGUACGUCAAGAACUUGGAUGAUGGGUUAGACGACGAGAAACUCAGGAAGGAGUUUGCACCUUACGGCACCAUCACCAGUGCCAAGGUGAUGACGGACGGGGUCCACAGCAAGGGCUUUGGCUUUGUCUGUUUCUCAUCGCCCGAGGAAGCCACCAAAGCGGUGACUGAGAUGAACGGCCGCAUCGUGGUCACCAAACCGCUGUACGUGGCUAUAGCCCAGCGCAAGGAGGAACGUAAUGCCAUCCUCACCCCAACAAGUACAUGCAGAGGCUGGGCACCGUCGGGACCAGACCACAGGCCCCCUACUCAGGCCAGUUUGUUAGGUCUGCUGUUCCCCGACAAGCCUCCACCACCGUCAGAAAGGCCUCCACCCAGGGUCCACUCAUCAACUACACACAGAGGAUGGGUUGUUACCCAGAUGAUGGCGCUAGCGGUGCACGUCAGUGGCCAGGAACCCCUCACUGCCUCCAUGCUGGCUACAGCCCCUCUCAUGGAGCAGAAAAAGCUGCUGGGUUGUGACUGGAAUGGUAUUGGUGAGUGUUCAUUAAUUGUGAUGGCAGUCUCUCAAUCUAAUCUCAUUCUCUCUUUCCCUUGGUUUGCAGGUGAGCGACUGUACCCGCCGAUCCAGGGCCUUCACCCCAACCUGGCUGGUAAAAUCACUGGGAUGCUGCUGGAGAUUGACAACUCUGAGCUGCUGCACAUGCCGGAGUCACCAGAGUCCCUUCGCUCUAAGGUGAAGGAGGUGGUGGCUGUGCUGCAAGCCCACCAGGCUAAGGAAAACUCUCCUAAGAAGUAAAGAACAUAGACACUGCAAAGAAUCGCUGAAGGACAAAGUUCAAACUAACACAAACAUUUUUGAAAAGUGGGCAAAAAAUAGAUUUUUUUGGUAAAUGGCACAUUUGAUUGAAAUCUGUGAAUUUGAUAAAUAUAUAUCUGUGAAAA
Coregonus clupeaformis (lake whitefish) is the source of this 2357-nucleotide messenger RNA. Its product is annotated as polyadenylate-binding protein 1A. Gene Ontology annotation, cellular component: nucleus; cytosol; ribonucleoprotein complex. The record is from RefSeq and is a predicted model, not a curated record. NCBI's taxonomy places the organism in Eukaryota, Metazoa, Chordata, Actinopteri, Salmoniformes, Salmonidae. The coding region runs from base 1276 to 2211 and encodes 311 amino acids. The transcript has 9 exons. Gene Ontology annotation, molecular function: poly(A) binding; mRNA 3'-UTR binding; poly(U) RNA binding.